AUGGCGCAGAUCUUGUCUCUUCCCCAAGCCAGUCCUACCGAUACGGACAUAGACAAGGAAGUCAAAUGCCGCGUCUACUGGACGCUUUACAUGGUAGACCGCUGGAACUCUGCCGGUCUUGGUCUAACCAGACAGUUGCCGGAUGCCCUGAAGUAUCCCAUGCCGGUGCAUGAGCUGCAUUUCCACCAACCGGACUUCAGAUAUCGCCCGGAGCUCAGAAACGGGUUAUGGGCGUAUUUCAUCAGCUUGGCCAGUAUCUUCGGCGAGAUACAAGACCUGCACCUCCGCCACGUCGGCGGUGAAGUUGAAGACGCUCAUUUCGAAGAGCAAGCUCAAAAACUGGCUGCGCGCCUGGAACAGUUUGCCGAGGAGCUUCCCAUUGAGUUGCACCUGAAUGUUGACAAUCUCCGCUGGCACGCUGACCAGGGAAUCGGCCGUACCUUUGUGGCCCUGCAUCUCGGCUUCCACCAUUACUCGACGCUCAUCCACUUUCAGUACCUCGAUAUACAGCUUCCCCGCACCCCAAAGCAGAGGCUCUUCGCAAGCCGCUGCAAGCACCAUGCCAAUACGUAUAGCGAUCUCUUGAAACUCUCAACCGAGAUUCCUGGUUGUGACGCUGUCUACAAUAUUGUCGGCCACAUGACGGUGGUUUCAUCCAGCGUGCUUCUCCACAUCCUGUUCUUCGGCGAAGAAGAAGAGCUGCCCAUGACUCGGCAGCGGCUCGAGCAGAAUUUUCAGAUUCUGAUAAAGCUUCGAGGCUACUGGCCUAGCGUGCACGGAAUGAUGGACCGUCUCUUCACUUUCCAAAAGGCCUGCAUGUGGACCGCGGACCCGAACACGCACAAGAUCGACAAGUGGAUGCUGAAGUUCUUACUGCAGCACGCCCUUCCCAUCGAGGACAAGGUUGACCAGUCUGGAACCCCGCUGCCGUCAUCGUCUGCUGUCCUGCCCGCCGUUUCCGAGAUCAUCUCGGAGCGUGGCCAAUACGCCACGAACGCGCUGUCCAUGCUUCGGCAGUGA
This is a messenger RNA of Lasiodiplodia theobromae, 1020 nucleotides long. RefSeq lists its product as uncharacterized. Gene Ontology annotation, cellular component: nucleus. The record is from RefSeq and is a predicted model, not a curated record. The transcript has 2 exons. Bases 1 to 1020 code for a protein of 339 amino acids. Lineage: Eukaryota; Fungi; Ascomycota; Dothideomycetes; Botryosphaeriales; Botryosphaeriaceae.